GUUCAUUCCAGGCACACCCUCUCUAAUGAGGAUGGUAUCUUCCAUCAUUAGAGAACUUUAGCAGUUUUGCCUAUAUAGGACCGCAUCAGGGAAGGAGGAGGCUAAAUUAAUAUAUAAUUAUCAUUCUACCAUCCCGGAGUGAAGAAGGUUGUCGUCUCAUUCCAGGACUCUCAGGGCGUGCCCGGUAGACAGAGCAGCAGGCCGGGCCCAUGGAGCCGUGCGCCUGCGUAGAGAGGGAGCUGGACAAAGUGCUGCAGAAGUUCCUGUGCUACGGCCAGCAUUGCGAGCGAGGCCUGGAGGAGCUGCUGCGCUACGUCAGCCAGCUGAGGGAGGAGCUCGGCACGGCAGCCUUGCAACGGACACCACUGUCUGCUACGCUCUCCCUGGUUAUGUCCCAGUGCUGUAAGAAGAUCAAGGACACUGUGCAGAAUCUAGCUUCAGACCACAAAGACAUUCACAGCAGCAUCUCCCGGGUGGGCAAAGCAAUUGAUAGAACUUUUGAUGCUGACUUGUGUGGAAUUGUACCUGCUAUGGUUUGGGAGUCCCAAGAGAAGCAGAUCCUGGUGCUGGCGAUCAUAGAGCACCUCUACCAACAAGGGAUGCUGGGAGUAGCUGAGGAACUGUGUCAGGAAUCCACUGUGAAUGUGGAUAUAGACUUCAAAAAGCCUUUCCUGGAACUUAACAGCAUACUGGAAGCUCUGCACAAACAGGACCUGGAGCCUGCUCUGAGUUGGGCGAUCUUCCACAGACAGCAGUUGGCAGAAUUGAACAGCUCUCUGGAGUUCCGGCUGCAUCGGCUCCACUUCAUCAGGCUUCUUGCUGGUGGCCCUGGCAAGGAGCUGGAGGCCCUGAGCUAUGCCCGCCACUUCCAGCCCUUUGCUCACCUACACCAGCAAGAGAUUCAGGUGAUGAUGGGCAGCCUGGUGUACCUGCGCUUGGGCCUUAGGAACUCCCCAUAUCGGCACCUGCUGGAUGAUAGUCACUGGACUGAGAUUUGUGAGACUUUCACUCGUGAUGCCUGUUCCCUGCUGGGACUCUCAGUGGAGUCACCUCUGAGCGUCAGCUUUGCUGCAGGGUGUGUAGCACUGCCGGUGCUAAUGAAUAUCAAGGCUGUGAUUGAGCAGAGACAGUGCACAGGCGUCUGGAGCCACAAGGAUGAGCUGCCUAUAGAAAUUGAGCUAGGGAUGAAAUGCUGGUACCACUCAGUCUUUGCAUGCCCCAUCCUGCGGCAGCAGACAACUGAUUCUAACCCACCUAUCAAGCUAAUCUGUGGGCAUGUUAUUUCUCGAGAUGCCCUCAACAAGCUCAUCAAUGGAGGAAAGUUGAAGUGUCCAUAUUGCCCCAUGGAGCAGAACCCAGCUGAUGGAAAGCGCCUCAUCUUUUGAUAAUGGCAGGCCUUUGAGAUGCCCUUGUGAAAAUGGGUAGUUGGGACAAUAUGCAGUGGGAGGUGUCAUGUAUUGGCAGAAGUACAUAAUGUCCUGCUUGAAAGCAGUAUUAGCUACUGUAACCAUGGGAGGGAACUGUGGCUCAUUGGGCCAGAGGAAAGCAAGACACAAGCUUCUGUACUCCUGCCAGCAUACAAUUUUAUCAAUCCUUCCUGGGAGCUUUAGUGGGCAGUGCCCUUUUUACCCUCUCCCCAAGCACAGUUCUAUUUCUUGUUGAGAUAGGGAUUGUGCUACAAACAGUAAACAAGGAGCUGCUGCCAUUUUUAAAUACUUAGAUUUAUUUCAAAGUCUGUUUCUGCUUCCUACCUCUUCCACUGCCUUGGGAAGAAAUUUCAGAAAGGUGGAUUACAUCUAACUUAAGUUAGGAAAUUUAUGUUUGGAACUCUGAUUACUGCUGUUUUGAAAGCUUUAAAGUAGGCAGGAAAGGAAAUGGAGACAAAUAGCAGGUCUGUAGAUGUUACCAAAGGUGGUGUUUGGACCAACCUCCACACCCAGUAUGGCUGCUCAGAAAAUGAGGUGGGAGGAAAUUGUAAGAUUUGCUUCCCGAGAGAACGCCUCCUUCCAUUUGGAGAACUGUAAGAACACUGUAUUGAAGAAGCUUGUACCUAAUGAGAAUACAUAUUAGAAGCCUACUGCUGUAUUGUAAGUAAGUGUAGGAAGAAACAACCAAGCUGUCAUUAAAUGAAAAAGCUAUAAUUACUGGUGCAGGAUGAGAAAGCUGGUACAAUGGUAGACAAAACUGGGAUACCACAAAGCAGGUAUGUAGUUUAUUAUAUAGAAAAAAAUACAAUGCAACUGUUUCCUUUCCUUAUGUUACUGAGAAUUCUUGGCCUAGUGAUAGAAGGGCUCUGUAAUACAGAUGUAUGUGGUACAGAUUCUACUGCAGAGAUAGCAGUAGCACAUCCUUGGAGAUAGAUGAGGAAGUAAAUACUACUGCCAGUUGAUAAAAGCCUGAGUUUGGUGUUCUCAUGAGCUAAGCUUCAAGAGUUGAGCCAGCUUCCUUUAGGGAAAGUAAUGACAGCUGUUUACCAACAACUGUGAAGAAACACAAUGGACUUGAAAGCUAGGGAUACAAGAGCAUGUCCCUACAACUUGCAUUUUAACUCAUUUGAAUUAGAAAUAAAGGGUGCCAUCUUUUGGAGUAAAGAUCUGCAUUGGCCUGGAACGAGAGCCCCUUAAAAGAUAUAUAACUAAUGCCACUGUAGCCCAUUGACAUCAACUAGGGGCUUUCUCACUGCAUGUGAUAGUUUUUUCCUCCUCUGGAGCACAGCAGCCGCUAUGUCCAGGGAUGGAGAUGGAUGGCAUGGAAAUACAUCAAAUAAAUUUCUUUUCAGAUGACUCAA
Messenger RNA from Elgaria multicarinata webbii, 2788 nucleotides. It is a transcript of the gene RMND5B, whose product is annotated as required for meiotic nuclear division 5 homolog B. Gene Ontology annotation, molecular function: ubiquitin protein ligase activity; protein binding. Gene Ontology annotation, biological process: proteasome-mediated ubiquitin-dependent protein catabolic process. NCBI's taxonomy places the organism in Eukaryota, Metazoa, Chordata, Lepidosauria, Squamata, Anguidae. Gene Ontology annotation, cellular component: cytoplasm; GID complex; nucleus. The record is from RefSeq and is a predicted model, not a curated record. The transcript is spliced from 10 exons. The coding region runs from base 210 to 1385 and encodes 391 amino acids.